This is a messenger RNA of Linum trigynum, 1224 nucleotides long. The record is from the annotation of a GenBank genome assembly. Lineage: Eukaryota; Viridiplantae; Streptophyta; Magnoliopsida; Malpighiales; Linaceae.
AUGGCUUCGGUCGUUGAAAUCGAUCGUUACAAUUUGAGACCACUGUCUGUAUCCUUGCUCGGUGAGCGGCCGCGGCUCCCUGUGUCCCAGAACGCCCUAAUUAUCAGUAGACGGUUUUCAAAAGUUGAUCCUGAGAUAGUCUUGAACUGCUACAAGCCGGCUUUUCAUGUUCUUCGCGGGAGCUGCAUUUUGGCCAAGCGGAACGCGGUUACUGCCGCCGCGGCCAGAGUGGAGGCAGACAGAUUUGACGACGGGCAUAAAGUGGAAAUUGACAAAGGCCAUAACUUGCCUGCAAUAGAGGAUAAUGCUUAUAAGCUUCAGAACAAGGCAAGUCAACUGAGGAAAAGAAUUGGUUUUGGAUUCGCAAUUGGGUUUGGUUGCGGAGGUGUGGUAUUGGCUGGAGGAUGGGUCUUCACUGUGGCCUUGGCAACUACUGUAUUUGUUGGUUCCCGGGAGUACUUUGAAUUGGUUAGGAGUCAUGGAAUAACUGCUGGAAUGACCCCGCCUCCUCGAUAUGUGUCACGAGUUUGCUCUGUCAUUUGCGCUCUUAUGCCAAUCUUCACAUUGUAUCUUGGUCAGAUUGACAUUCCAGUUACCUUUUCUGCUUUCGUUGUUGCCAUCGCAUUGCUUCUUCAGAGAGGAAAUCCUCGGUUUGCUCAGCUUAGCAGUGCAAUAUUUGGCUUGUUUUAUUGUGGCUAUCUGCCUUGUUUCUGGGUCAAGCUUCGAUGUGUUUUAGCAGCCCCGGCAUUGAAUACUGCAUUAGGUGCAGCCUGGCCUGUUUUGCUAGGUGGACAGGCUCAUUGGACUGUGGGCCUUGUGGCAACCUUGAUUUCAAUUAGCAGCAUCAUAGCAGCUGAUACAUAUGCUUUUAUGGGUGGCAAGGCAUUUGGCAGGACACCAUUGACAAGUAUUAGUCCUAAGAAGACAUGGGAAGGAACUUUGUGGGGCCUAGGGGGUUGUGUAACAACUACUGUUAUACUUUCAAAGAUAUUUUCCUGGCCAACAUCUUCACUGAGUGCCAUUGCAUUUGGGGUCCUGAACUUUUUGGGGUCCGUAUUUGGUGACCUUAUAGAGUCAAUGAUCAAACGUGAUGCUGGUGUCAAGGACUCUGGCUCUCUGAUUCCAGGACAUGGGGGGAUCCUUGACAGAGUGGAUAGCUACAUAUUUACAGGUGCACUAGCGUACUCAUUCGUCAAAAUCAUCCUACCACUCUAUGGUAUUUGA